GCGGAGCCAGGUGUUCGGCGCGAGCCCGCGGGGCCGCAGGCUCCGCCCGCCGCCGCCCGCGCGGGCUCGCGGUGACGGCCGCGGCGGGGACAUGUCGUGCCCCCCUCAGCGAGGCCCGCAGCGCGCGCCGAGCCUGCCGGGCUGCCAGUUUUCUUUUAUCCUCAGAGACCGAAAUGUCAUCAGAGGAAUCACACCAGGAACAGUUGUCCCAGUCAGAUCCAUCCCCAUCACCAAAGUCAUGUAGUUCCUUUGAGCUACUAGACAUGGAUGCUGGCAGUUUGUAUGAACCAGUUUCUCCACAUUGGUUUUACUGUAAGAUAAUAGAUUCUAAAGAGACAUGGAUUCCUUUCAACUCUGAGGAUUCACAGCAGCUAGAAGAGGCUUAUGGCUCUGGAAGAGAUUGUAAUGGGAGAGUUGUCCCCACUGACGGGGGCAGAUAUGAUGUUCAUUUGGGGGAGAGGAUGCGGUAUGCUGUGUACUGGGAUGAGCUAGCCUCAGAAGUGAGGCGAUGUACAUGGUUUUACAAGGGAGACAAAGACAAUAAAUAUGUUCCCUACUCGGAGAGCUUCAGCCAAGUUUUAGAGGAAACCUACAUGCUUGCUGUAACUCUGGAUGAAUGGAAAAAGAAACUAGAGUCUCCCAACAGAGAAAUUAUUAUAUUACACAAUCCAAAGCUCAUGGUGCAUUACCAGCCAAUUGCAGGAUCUGAUGAAUGGGGAUCAACCCCUACCGAGCAGGGUCGACCAAGAACAGUGAAGAGAGGGGUUGAGAACAUCUCUGUUGACAUUCAUUGUGGGGAACCUUUACAAAUAGAUCAUUUGGUUUUUGUAGUCCAUGGGAUUGGACCAGCUUGUGAUCUCCGUUUUCGAAGCAUUGUGCAGUGUGUUAAUGAUUUUCGCAGUGUUUCCUUGAACUUGCUACAGACACAUUUUAAGAAAGCCCAAGAAAAUCAGCAGAUUGGGAGGGUAGAAUUUCUUCCAGUCAACUGGCACAGUCCUUUGCAUUCUACUGGUGUUGAUGUAGAUCUGCAGCGAAUAACUCUGCCCAGCAUUAAUCGCCUCAGGCACUUCACCAACGACACAAUUCUGGAUGUCUUCUUCUACAAUAGCCCCACCUACUGUCAGACUAUCGUGGACACAGUUGUUUCUGAAAUGAACCGAAUAUACACACUUUUUCUGCAGAGGAACCCUGAUUUCAAAGGGGGUGUAUCCAUUGCUGGUCAUAGUUUAGGUUCGCUUAUAUUGUUUGAUAUCCUAACAAAUCAGAAAGAUUCUUUGGGGGAUAUUGACAGUGAAAAGGAUUUGCUAAAUAUUGUUAUGGAUCAAGGAGAUACACUGACACUAGAGGAAGAUUUGAAGAAACUUCAACUCUCUGAAUUCUUUAAUAUCUUCAAGAAGGAAAAAGUCGAUAAGGAAGCCCUGGCUUUAUGUACAGACAGAGAUCUUCAGGAAAUGGGAAUUCCUUUAGGACCAAGAAGGAAGAUAUUAAACUAUUUCAGGACCAGAAAAAAUUCAAUGGGUAUCAAUAGACCAACACUGCAGUCAGUUUCAGGGGCAAACAUCCCCAAAGAAUCUAAGCUCGGCAGUAGUACAGAUGAUACUAGAAAUGGGGACUAUUUGGAUGUUGGCAUUGGGCAGGUGUCUGUAAAAUACCCCAGGCUCAUUUAUAAACCAGAAAUAUUCUUUGCCUUUGGAUCUCCAAUCGGAAUGUUCCUUACUGUCCGAGGACUAAAAAGAAUCGAUCCCAACUACAAAUUUCCAACGUGCAAAGGUUUCUUCAAUAUUUAUCACCCUUUUGAUCCUGUGGCUUACAGGAUUGAACCAAUGGUGGUCCCGGACGUGGAAUUUGAGCCAAUGCUGAUCCCACAUCAUAAAGGCAGGAAGCGGAUGCAUUUAGAACUGAGAGAAGGCUUGACCAGGAUGAGUAUGGACCUUAAGAAUAACUUGCUAGGUUCACUGCGGAUGGCCUGGAAGUCUUUCACCAGAGCUUCAUACCCUGCCUUACAGGCUUCAGAAACCGCAGAAGAAAGUGAAGGAGAACCUGAAUCAAGUUCAGAGAAGCCUAGUGAUGUUAACCCAGAAGAGCCCUCGGUGUCGGUCAAAGAAGAAGUCUUGCCCAUCAACGUGGGAAUGCUGAACGGAGGCCAGCGCAUUGACUAUGUGCUACAGGAGAAGCCCAUUGAAAGUUUUAAUGAAUACUUAUUUGCUUUACAAAGCCAUCUGUGCUACUGGGAAUCUGAAGAUACAGUACUGCUGGUCCUCAAAGAGAUCUACCAAACCCAGGGUGUCUUCCUCGAUCAGCCUUUACAGUAAAAAUGACACAUCUAUGGCUGCUUAAUACACUGAGGGGUCCUCCCCCAGAAAAGCCACCUGUUUGUUGCUGCAAUUUUCCUCUCCUCAGCUGCGUCAUUUCCUGCAUGUUGCCUGCCACUUACUCACCAGUGGGGUCUCUGGAAGAUAAUCUUCCUUUUUGGAAAUGAACGGACAAGCAAAGGGAAGACCCUAUUACUUUUUACCACUGGCUUUCAUGUAAGACUUGCCGUCGUUUCUUCAUAGCUGGAAGUGGUUUGCAGCCUCAAUUCUCUGACAGUGGUUGACAGGUGCCACACUUGAUUGCGUAGGACUUGAGAUGGUGUAAAGUCUGUUUGGGGUUUGAUUUGUUUGGGGCUGGGUAGACUUUUUCCUAGGAAAUUAUUGCUUAUCUUUAGAACACGUUCUGGUUUGAAAGCGGAUUCUUGGGAUGUAGAGGGCAUUUUGUGGUAUACUCAUCCAUCAUUUGUGUUCUCUGCACCUAAAGGCUAAGUUUGAUUAGUUACAGAAAAGGCAAAUUUUCAAAAAAUUGGGCAUUUUUUUCCCCUUGAACCAGCAUUUCUUUCCCAUGUGUACUGUAUGAAGAAAGGUUAGAAUGUAGCUUAAAAAGAGUAUUGUUUACUCUCUUACAACUGACUGACAGACUUAAUUGCUUGGAAUCACUGAUACUAUUCAUUGUUUUUAUAAUUUUUUAAGUUGCUGUAAAAGUCUAAAGUGAACAAUUUACUUCAUGUUAGGUGCAUCUUUAUAAAGCAAAGAUGUUAUAUGUCCUAGACCUGCCCUUUUAUGUUAUACUCCAAAUUGAGAGACUAGAUAAGGCCUGACUUAGUUAUUUGAUAAUAACGGUAUAGCCAACGUAAGAACAGAAGCUGUAAAAGUUGGCAAACCUGAAAUUACACAGCCUGAACAGGCUGUUUAGGUUAUAAAUAAAAUCUUUUAGUGGUACCUUUAUGGUGAAACAGAAUUUAAGUCAUCUGCCAUUUCCACUCAGGUGAGAGUGCUAUCAUAUAUUCUCUCUAAAAACAUUUGGCAAACAUCAUUGCCGCCUUAGGUAUCCGGAAUCCAGAAUGCUUAAAAGGCUCUUGGCACAGGCACAGUUGGUUGAGAAGGUGGGUUUGUCUAGGGGAAAGCGUUUAAUUAUGGAAAAAAAAAAUACCUACGUCCCAGGAACAGUUCCUGCAGAGUCCGUGUCAGCUAAGUCUGGAACAUGCAAAUUGAGAUUUACUUCAAAGAAUGCAUGUGACUGCAGAGACCAGUUUUUCUCCAAGGCAUCAUCUCACCACUUUGCUGUAGGUAUUUUCUUCCUUGUGGGUCAGAGUUUGUCAUUGUUUGUCCUCUUUGUGAUAAUCCUUGGCACUCCCUCGCAGAUUCCACGGACUUGUUUAUAGGGUGGUCCCGGCAGGCAAGCUGUGCUUUGUUUUUUAUAAAUUUUUGUAAAUGUAUCAUGGUAUCCAAAGUAUUGGCAUGUAAUAGUCAUUGAAGCUGUCCUUAGACAGCAGUGUCUUUAUUGCUUUAGAGAAAGAAGGGUAAUUACUAUUGCCCUGGAGGUUGUAGAGGUGAAGUUGGGGUCAACCCGGCCUUUCCUGGUCAUCUGCUUAUGGCUAAAGCUGAAUAAGCACACCACUAACACAUUUCAUAUAUAUGGAAUACUUUGUUUUCUUUAUUAUAUAAACUCUGAGUAAGGGUUAUUGAAGAAGCAUUAAGAAGCAUUUGCUAUAUAUUAAAGGGGAAGCUCUUGUCAAGUUGCUGUCUUCAAAUUUAUGCUUACUCUUCAUAAUAGCACAAUAGGUGCUAUUUAAGAGUGAACCAAAGGACAAGCAAGAGUGAGUGCCUGUAACCAAAGACAGACAGCAUAACCCUGGAUAGCCAGAUAAACCUCUCUUUAUACUAAGCAAUGUUUCUUUCCUGCUGGUGAGAGGCGGAUAACUGUAAAAGAGCUUUAUAUCUCAUCCAUCCACCUGUGCUUUUAUUAUGGCUGUAUAUGACACAGGGUAAUAAGCGUGACUGAGAUUCUUUAGUCAUAGAUUAUUUGCACUGCUUCAUUUGUGUCAUGUGCAAUAUUUAGAGCAAGCCUGUUUUUAAACUCUGGUACAGCAUCAUUUGGUACAUAUUCCUAGCUGCAGAAUUAGUAUUAUUUAUCUCAGCAAGAGAUUGUUUGCAUGGAAAGAUUAGUAGCACUGAUUAACUUUCUACGAUUUUGCACUUUUGAAAUGUUUGUUUUUUACGUGAUUAUAUUUAAACUUUAGUAAAUACUGAAAUAAAACCGCAUUGACCAGUUGCUUACUUUUACCUGGACUCAUCCAUCAUGUAGUAAAAAAAAAAAAA
Molecule: messenger RNA, 4634 nt
Organism: Microcebus murinus (gray mouse lemur)
Lineage: Eukaryota; Metazoa; Chordata; Mammalia; Primates; Cheirogaleidae
Gene: DDHD2
Product: DDHD domain containing 2
Cellular component (GO): COPII-coated ER to Golgi transport vesicle; cytoplasm
Molecular function (GO): metal ion binding; protein binding; glycerophospholipase activity
Source: RefSeq, a predicted model, not a curated record